CCGAUUUCCUGCCGUCCGAACACUCGUCACUAUUCAUUACAAUUUUUUCGUGUGCUCUGCGUGGACGGAUUUUUCCUUUGCACGUAAAAGUGGUGAAUAAUGUCGGAAAAUCGUAAAUCUAAGAAGAGAAAGAUACAAGAAUUAUUGCAGGAUCUUUUGGAAAACUCAAAAAAGAAAACAUCGGACAAUUUAGGGCCAGAGGUGCAUUGCGAUAUUUUAGACUUGCUAUCAGUUUUCUUGUCAAAGGGCUUGGAUGCAGAUGGACGAAAAACUACCCUGGAAAAAUAUCCUAUUUUAAAAGGUUGUGAGGCUCUGAAACCACCAGAGGUAAAUCCUGAAAUUAAAUCUUGUUUAACACAGGCAGUAUUGAGGCACGAUCUGUGUCUAUCAAAACUUCAGGGUCAAUUAGCAGCAGCUAUAAGUACCUUAGCUGUUCCUACAAAUACCAUUUAUGAAGAACUUAAGAAAUCCGACACGCCACCAUCUACUCACGAGGAGUUGGAAAAAUUUGGAGAUCCAAUAAAGCUUGUGGCCGACGUUUUCUAUUCUCUCUCAAAGCGUAGACGCUAUUUAAUUGUUCCAUGUUUAGAUGACUCCGUUAAGGAUAUAUUGGAGAGUUGCCCCAUAGAUUCUUUCCUUUUUGGACAAAAUUUCACAGAAAAACUAAAAUGCUCUCCUGAAGCAAACAAGUUUGGCGCGUCUAUUAAAAAGAAACCUAAGAUUCUACGUACAGUGACCACAGCUUCCACUUCGUCUCGUCUCCCUUCAUCAUCCAAACAGAUUGCUGGAUCUUCACGACGAGGUUCACAGUUUUUUUACUAUCGCCAAGGCGGGUUUUGAAAGGAAUAUAUAGACAGAAACCUCGGCAACCGAAAUACCAGAUAACAUGGGACCCUUCCUUAGUUCUGGACUAUUUAGCAAAAAUGUACCCUCUACCUGAGGUACCGCUGCCCCAAUUGACCUGUAAGCUAGUAACUUUACUAGCUCUAGUAACUGGUCAUAGAAUACAUGCAUUGACUAAAAUUAGGACUAGAAAUAUUACUCGUUUUAGCAAUAGACUAGAAAUUAAGAUACCAGAUUUAAUAAAGACAUCCAGUCGUUCUACUUGUCAACCCUUGUUAGUUGUUCCAUAGUUUACUGACCACCCUCCCCUAUGUUUAGCCUCAGUAAUUAAUGAUUAUAUACAAAGAACCCAGACCCAUAGGUCUGAGGAAACCGAUCAAGAAAACAGGAAAGUGGAGUGGAUGUAAAUUAUUUUUCCAGUCACAGUACGCGACACGCUGCGACUUCAGUAGCCUAUAGGGCUAGAAUUUCAAUAGAAGUCAUUAGGAAGGCUGCUGGAUGGACCCAAAAAGGUAACACAUUUAACACUUUCUAUAAUCACCCUUUAAGUUCUGACUCUACAUCAUUUGCUAGAAGUGUACUUAGUA
This is a messenger RNA of Acanthoscelides obtectus, 1430 nucleotides long. The record is from the annotation of a GenBank genome assembly. NCBI's taxonomy places the organism in Eukaryota, Metazoa, Arthropoda, Insecta, Coleoptera, Chrysomelidae.